Messenger RNA from Pelodiscus sinensis (Chinese soft-shelled turtle), 6636 nucleotides. The record is from RefSeq and is a predicted model, not a curated record. Lineage: Eukaryota; Metazoa; Chordata; Testudines; Trionychidae.
UAGCCAGUCCUUUCAUUCACAUACACAGAAUUUCAUUCACAUUUUGCAGGGUUUUUUUUAAUCUGCUUCUAAUGAAGAGAGUCAUUUGGGAAUGGCAGGGGUUUCUGUGCAUUAGAAAACAGUAGAAAUAAUCUAUGAUGUGUAUAUUUGCUGUUGCUAUGCUAGCAGGAUGAAGAAAAAAAUGAAUGCUGUGUGGAUACUGGAGCAGGUUUGCAGUAUGGUGACGAAAAGGCUAUUCUGCAGAUCACUAGAAAUCUGUUUUUACAUUGAAUAGGACAUUUCAAUUAUUCAUCACUGCUGGGAUAAGAGACUGAAGAUCAAUGGUGAAUGAAGGUGUAUUUCUUAAGUUUGCUGCUGUACUUCAGAAAAAAAUUUUCUUCGGACACAGAUUGACAAAUAUGUGGUAUGGAAGAACGUGUUAACAGAAGAACAGAGUGGAGUAUAUUUUCUUUUAAAAAAGUUAGUACAGCUAUUUAGAGGUGUUUGUAUUUGGUCACAAAAAGAGAAAAAAAUUAAAGAUUGGAAGGAACUAUCUGUUUGAGAAGAUAGGAAAAGGAAAUUUGAGAAUUGAUUGGUGCUAGUGUGCUGUAAGUGGGUGGUUUUUUUUUUUUUUUUGCUACAGGAAGUGAUUUGCAGUGUUCACUGAGCCUUUUGUUGAAAAGGGUCCUUCUCAUUUGUGUGAGUCAUGCUUUUGCUGUGAGCGACUUGGCAGCUCUAAGCAGGACUGAGAUCUCUGUCAUAGAAAACUAUUACUUCACCCAACCUUUACGUGGAACCAUACAUUUAUUUAAUUUUUUUUGCUCUUCCUUAUACUCUUCACUCUUUUUAAGGCAAAAUUAACUCUCUGUCCUCAUUAUUAUGAAUUGCCUUCUAUGUUAGCACAGACAUCUCCUGCAUUGGCAUCAGAUUUGCCAGAACAUAUGCAGGAAACUAGAUAGAAGGGCAUGCUUCAGCGUACCAAGUAUAACCGCUUCAGGAAUGAUUCAGUGACAUCAGUUGAUGAUCUUAUUCAUAAUUUGUCCAUGAACAGCAAAGUCUCAGCAGUUGCUACAACCUCAACAGCACCUUCAUACCUGUGUUCGCCUGAAGUUCUCCGCAAAGACCAAGAAGAUGGACCCACCACCUUUUGUAACCUCAUCCAUAAGGUGUCCCACUUGAAACUCUCCAACACAGGCAGCCUUUUGGGUAUCAAAAAUCUCUCCUCUGCAGUGAAGGAGCUUGCUGCCUCCAAAUUGCAGGGAAGCUCGAGUGCUUCUAGCUCAGCAGCAGGGGCUUCAGACAACACAUGUAACCUUGUCUCUGCCACUCCGUGUUCUCAGCAGGACAUGAGCAAGAUGAGUACAGGGAAAAAACCACGGUCAGAGGAAAUGCACCUGGGAGGUGAGGACUGGAAUCAAAGUAGCAGCUUUGUCAAUAAACCCUCCCGAGGGUGGCUGCACUCGAAUGAGAAGAUCCUGGGACCUGGUGUGACGUACAUUGUGAAGUACUUGGGGUGUAUAGAAGUCUUACGCUCAAUGAGAUCUCUUGACUUCAACACUAGAACACAGAUUACAAGGGAAGCAAUCAGCUGUGUUUGUGAAGCAGUACCUGGAACCAAAGGAGCCUUCAAAAAAAGAAAGCCACCAAGCAAAGCUCUCUCUAGCAUCUUGGGAAAGAGCAAUCUUCAAUUUGCAGGAAUGAACAUAACUCUGAAUAUAUCCACCACGAGCUUAAAUCUAAUGACUCCUGAUUCUAAACAGAUUAUAGCAAAUCAUCACAUGCAGUCUAUUUCCUUUGCGUCUGGAGGUGAUCCGGAUACAACAGACUAUGUUGCAUAUGUAGCUAAGGACCCCGUUAAUCGCAGAGCGUGCCAUAUACUAGAAUGCUGUGAUGACUUGGCCCAGGAUGUUAUCAGCACCAUAGGACAAGCAUUUGAACUUCGAUUCAAGCAAUAUUUACGGUGUCCCUCUAAGAUACCUGCUCUCCAUGAUAGGAUGCAGAGUUUUGAUGAACCUUGGAUGGAGGAAAAUGGAGAGUCAGUGGAACAUCCCUAUUACAACAGCAUCCCCAAUAAAAUGCCUCCUAUUGGUGGCUUUAUUGAUGCUAGAUUCAAAACCAGGAUCCCAAAUGCUGCAGAUACUGCUCAGUCUGCAACAGCAGCAGGACGGGAACAAACGUACUACCAGAGUCGCCACUUAGGAGACAAAUUCAGUGAGGAUUGGCAGCAUGUUCCUGUCAAACAAGGGUCCUUAGACAUUUACAGUGUCCCAGAAGGGAAGCUGCAGGUAACCGUAACAGGAGAGGUCCCUGCUUAUGUGAACACCCAGCAUAUAAAUAUGGAAGCUCUACUCCCGCUUCAGGCAGAUGCUGAAAGUAUAUUCAGUGGAACAAAAGACUAUACCAAAGACAGUAGUCCAAGAAAAGAUCUGUUUGAUAUGAAACCUUUUGAAGAUGCUCUUAAGAACCAAACCACGGGGUCUGUGCUGAAUAAGGCUACCUCGGUCGAAUGUACCAGUCCAUUAUCUAGAGCAGCUAGUUGUGGUAUAAUGGAUGAGCUGAAUACAGAACCUUGGUAUCAAGGAGAGAUGAGUAGGAAAGAAGCGGAACAGCUGUUAAAGAAAUGUGGAGACUUCUUAGUCAGAAAAAGCACCACAAAUCCAGGCUCCUAUGUGCUGACCGGUAUGCACAAUAGACAAGCCAAACAUCUUCUUUUAGUGGACCCAGAAGGAACUGUCCGUACGAAGGAUCGUGUAUUUGACAGCAUAAGCCAUCUCAUCAACCAUCAUCUUGCGAACAAUUUGCCAAUAGUUUCUGCUGGAAGUGAACUCUGCCUCCAACAGCCAGUUGAGAGGAAACAGUAACCCAUGGUGACAUGUUCAGCAUUUGUAAGCUAUAACCUUUGCAGUAAACACUGCAAACCUGGAAACAUGUACAUUAAAAUACACAUACAUAUGUAUCUAUCAAUAUGUUUUCUCGAGCUUUAAAAAGCCCCAUCCUACACAGAAUCACCUGAAAUUUCUUACUGCUCUUUGCAGAUAUGAGGCCUGAUGAAAAACACAGACGAUUUCUUAAAAUGUAAUUUCAAUAAAAUUGUUCUGAUUCUUUAAUGUGAAUAUUUGACAGUGUACAUACACACAUUAUAUAUAAAUACAGUAAUAUAUUUAUAUUUUUCAAGUCAGUCUGUUGAAGGUAUGGAACUAAUGUUCUGUGCCAGGUGUUUUUAACUGAAAAAGAUGCCCAUUGUGAUUGUUCAGAUAAAAAGAGAAUUCAACAGUCUCAUUUCCUUGAGAAUAUAAUAUUAGAAGUCUUAUUUGUAGUUUUAUCUAAUAAGCACAAUUAUGGGGAGAACACAGGCGGAUGACAUUGGUUAAAUACCAGUCAAGGGGUUUAAAUUGAACAACUAGUAUUCUAACAUGAAAAUUUAGCUUAAUAUGAUUUUUAAAAGCAUUAUUCAGUGUCACUGAUUUCAAAAGCAUUUUCUCUUUCUGAUGUCCAGUUUUAAAUCUUAUAUGAUGCUACUCAAGAUAUUUGUAACUUGCUUUGACAAUGACUUUGUGUGAUCUCUCUAUGUACAAGUUGUAUGCAUUUGAUUUUUCUAACAAUAAUAUAAUUGAACUAAUAUUCUGCAGCUUUGAUUUAUUAAAUUCAAUACUAAGGUUAUUUACAAAUAGUUCACUUCUUGUGGUAAACAAUUAAAUUAUUUUGACUGCUAGUCACUGAUGAGAUGUCAUAGAUUGACUAAGAGGGUUCAAACUGCUUAGUUUUAUUUUAAUAUAUUUGGUGCAAGAUGAUUGUGGUUGGUCAAAGACCCAAUGGAUAAACCUUUUUCCUUAUAGAACUGUGACAAAAAAUGAACACUUAGCAUAUUAGUCUAUUUAAAUCAUUUAACUUUGAUUCACUUAGUUUUUAUAUGUCUCUCUCCUAUGUGCAGCUUCAAGUUGACCUUAGCAAGUGAUUGUUUUUAUAAAUGUAUUGUAUGUUCCUAAUGAAUAUCUUAGAAAAAUAGCUAUACAUUUGAGUUACUUUUUGGCACACAUUUCACUAACAUUUGGAAUUGGGAAGUGCCCAUUGAAAAGUGAAUUCUGCCACACACACACAUGUACACACAUUCACACACUUCAUUAAUUUGCCUUUCUUCUUUUUAAUGGACUUUGUCUUUCAGUUAUACAUAUCUAACUGAGGGUCAAAUUCAUAUCUCCAUUUAAUGGAUGCAGUUCCUAUAGACUUUAGUGAAAGUUGCAUCACAGUAGCUGAGAGCAAAAUUUAAACUUUAGUAUUUCUAAAUCAGAAACUCAACCGAAGUUUCAGGACUUGGUAGCAAAGGUCCUGAUUAAGGAAUGUAGUUCCAUCUACCCUCAAGCAUAAUACUUCCAUUGAAGUCAAUAGGACCUUUCAUGUCCUUAAAGUUUGACACAUGCCUAAGUAUUUUGCUGAAAUGGGGGCCAAGCUGACUUUAAGAUUUGCUUUAGAAUCCAUUCCUUGGAUGGCUGUUUUAAAGCUCCCAAACAAUGUUCUCCUUGUGACAUGGACUCAGCAAAGGUCAUUACUUUGCAAGUUUGCCAAGGAUUAAUCUCUCAUUCAAAAAGGAAACGCACAGCUGCUAUAGAGCUUACUCCCUGAAAAGAACUAUCAGAGGAAGAACUGACUUUCAAAUGUUUUCAAGAUCGUAAAAUUACAUAACAUCUAAUCUCCCCAUCUCAGCAUCUUUCACUUCCCCUUGUAUUGCCAUUGGACCAGCCCACAGCUAGCACCUAUCUCCCUGUCCACCCAGUCACGUGAAACUUCCCAGCCCAUGCUGAUCCCUUCUUGGGAGUCCUCCAACCAUCCCAGAUUCACCCUACCUGGCAUCUCACACUGAAUCGCUCAUCUGGCUUCUUUCAAGGUCCCCACCAACCACUUUCUGAUAUAUCUUUACAUGUAGGUCACAGAGCUAGAUAAUCACCAGCGCUUCCACUUACAGCGGCUGGACCUUCUCUGCCUCAUUAGAGCACACCCAAAUCUGCUUUUCUCCCCUUCCUUGGUGUGUAUGUGGGAAAAACCAGUUCUCCUAGAAGACUGGGAAAUAUGGGUGUAUCCUUCCCUUCUCCUCCUUGCUGUGAUGAUGCAGCUGUUUGCAUCAGAUCCCAUCUCCUCUGCACAGAAUUGUUGUAGGAGCAGAAAGCACAGGAGAGGUGUCAGACGCAUCAUAGCAGUCCCUUCUGGCCUGGAUGGAGAUCCUCAGCUUAGGUCUUCCCUAUUCCAUGGUGGAAUACAAAAGGCUGAAAUAUGGAGGUACUUAAGUACUACAGUAGCACAUGUCUGGCAGCUAUGACCAUGAUUUUAGGAAAGAAAAGCUUUGUUUUGAUUUUUCUGUGAUUAUACUGCACACAAUGACUAUAAAACUGGCAUCUUGGGGUGAGGGCUAAAUUAAUCAAGGCAAUCCAGGGCCUGAGGCACGUCAAUGGAUUCCCAUGCUACUCUCUUUGGAGUCACAGCAAGUGUCAGAGUGAAGAUGAAUGGGACAAGCACCUCUGUUUCAGGCUCUUUGGUCACCAUAUCAAGCUUUUCUUAGCAUUCAUGAGGGCUAUCAAAUGAAAACUGAGAUUCUGACUUUAUUGUGUCACUGUAGCAGCUGGGACAUGAGACAUGGUCCUAUAGUGCCUAUAAUUUAUUCUGCCACAGCCGGUGAUUCAAUUUUUAUUGUCUUUCGGUGAUUCCACAUCACAUUUGCACAGUUAAUUAGUGAAAAAGUGUUAUCUCUAACUUGUGACCUUGCUUCAAAGUGAAAGUCAAAAGGGAUUGUUUCUAGUCUGUGCAUCACCAUUGGAAGGAAAGAUUCAACAGUGAAAAUAAUUGAAGCUAUCUAGAUGAAACAUUUCCUAUCAGAAGAUGAUUUCCCCCCCUACAUUUCUGCAGAAAAAUGUAGAUUUAGGCACAUUUUUUGUAAGUUACCAAUUGGGGAAAUCAAAGGAGAAAAAAUUCAUCUUGAGUUGAGAUGUCCGAAUAAAAUGACAUUUUUCAGCUUGAACUAUUAGUUUGAAACUAAAAAUGCCAUUUCAAAUGUUGAUAUGUUUUAUUUAAGUUGCAAGUGUUAAAAUUCUCUGUUUCAACAUUUCUGAUUCAAUUUUUUUUGAAUAUUUUGUUUUAUGAAUUUUUCUGAUAUUUUGACUUUUUGUUUGACGCAGAAUGGAAAUUUAUUGUGAAAUGUCCAAUUUUUCUAAGGGAUCUAGUUACGAUUUAGCUAGCAAUUCCAUUUGGCUUCUUCUGCAAUAACAGAGCGUAACUAACUAUAAAAAUGUCAGUUGUUUGUACAUUUUGAACAGCUAAUGUGGAGUCCAAUCCUGUAAACUUUUAGAGAAGGUCUGCACUUCAGUUGACCAUCACUCAUGCCUGUGAAAAAGCUCCUUUACCCCCGGAUGACACCAGUUUUGCACUGUCCACACCAGGUCUGUCAGUGGAAGGUCUCCUGGUAGUUUCUGCUUCUUGCUGCAAAGAUGAAAGCUUCAGUGUGGCUGUGCUGAUUAUAGCACUCUAGGGUAGAUUUGCCGUUAUGUCAGUAGCACACAAGAGAUAACGCAUGGAGGCUACUUGCAUAAAUGAAUACUAAUCAUCUUGAGUGUAUGUCAAGAUGCUGUAAACCUCCUUGCAGGAGGCAUAAGGGAUCUGUUGAAAAAGGCU